Messenger RNA from Dothidotthia symphoricarpi CBS 119687, 1302 nucleotides. RefSeq lists its product as uncharacterized. The record is from RefSeq and is a predicted model, not a curated record. The transcript has 2 exons. NCBI's taxonomy places the organism in Eukaryota, Fungi, Ascomycota, Dothideomycetes, Pleosporales, Dothidotthiaceae. The coding region runs from base 1 to 1302 and encodes 433 amino acids.
AUGCUUCUACACGCCGACCCGGGCCUCGCCGAGGUUCCAGGCUUUGACAAGGAGCAAUUGGACAGCCUGGCCCGCAGCGUCGAGCUGAGGCGGCAGCAGCUCGAGCAGGACAUCCGCGCCUACAUCCAGCGCAAGCAGGACGAGCUGCGCAGCUAUGAGCAUCAGCUGCUAGAUUCCUACCGCGCAAACGACGCCGGUGCGAAAAGCGAGCCGGCGUGUGCUGCAGCGAGCUCCGAGACGGACGGCCGCGCGAAGAAGACCAAGCACACGCGCGUCCACAAGCGCGAGCGCGAGCUCUUCACCUUCCUGCCGCUGCUCGACGCCCUCGCCACGUCGCCGCCCACGCCCAAGCGCGAGAAGAAGCCCAAGCAGGAACGGCCCGAAGGCGCACCGCCCACGUCGACUGCCGCCGCGAGAGAUGCUGAGACGAGCACCGCGCACACCACCACGACGGACAUGUCGAGCCCCACGGCGGGCACCGAGCACGCCCGCAAAGCUCGCCGCGCCCCGACCAAGAAGUCGGCACUGCGCACCACAAACACGCCGCGCCCGCGCAGGAAGAGAGUCAGCCUGGCCAUCGACGACCAGAUCGUCCUGCCCGCCGACACCAUCGUCGAGCCGCCGCUCACCAGCCCCAGCGAGACGACAUCCACCUCCAACUCGACCGCCUCGCUCGACGACUGCAUAGACCCGCGCCUGACCCACACCGAGGUCCUGCCUGCCACCGCCCCCGCCGCCGCCCCCCGCGACGCAGUCCACCAUAGCCUGCCCCUCACCAUGACGCACCACAGCGGCUCGCCCACCAAGCCCCUCACCACCCUCCCCUCGGCCCCCAUGUCCCUCGACUCAGACCCGCCCCCGCUGCUCCAGCCGCGCGCCCCCUACGACUUCACGCCCGCGCGCGUCGAAAAACUGCCCCAAGACGACGCGCCCAGCAUCCCCGAGGAACAUGAACAGGAACUAGAAGACGUCGAGGAGGAUGACCAUGACGGUGAAGAAAGCUUCACCACGUACGUCGGCGGCAUCUCGGGCUCCGGCCAUUCAGACGUCAACCAGGCCGGCAGCUACGGAUACCCCAGCAGCCUCGGCGCGAGCUACCUCGAGAGCUACAUGAUGAGCCGUCCGCUGAGCGUGAGGAUGGCAGCGGCUGAGAAGGCGGAGCUCGGCAGGGAGGAGAAGCGCGUCAUGCUUGAGCGGAAAGAGGAGGAGGAGGAGUUUGAUAUGGAGCGCGUGGCGAGAGCUGGGGCUGAGGCUGGGAUAGCGGAUGAAGACGAUUUUAUGGGGAGUAUGGAUGACUUUUGA